AACCUACUGCGAUUGUCUUUUAGAUAGAACAGCGUGAGUAGUAUAAGGUAUGACAUAUAACGUCUUAUUGGAAGAUCUGAUUAACGACCUAGGAGGAUGCGGACUGUAUCAGUGGAUAUUGGCAAGUAUUGUGCACGUUGGCAAGACUAUGGCGACGUGGAGCAUGAUAACUAUGACGUUUGCAGGUCAGAGUCCGGGUUUCUUGUGUGGUAGUGGUCAAUAUGGAACCAAUGAGUCACUGGCUAACAUAUAUAAUGAUAGUAUAGUUGACGUAUGUAGCAGUAAUGGAACCAGCUGUAAGAACUAUGUGUUCGAAGAUGAUAUGACGACGAUUGUUACAGAGUUUGAUCUCGUCUGUGACAAGAAAUGGAUCCCAGCAACAAUCACAACUAUACAGAUGGCUGGAGUACUUCUUGGGUGCUUAGUUUCAGGACAUCUGGCUGAUAUGAUUGGCAGGAAACCGACAUAUUUCAUUGCUAUUUUGGUUACUGUUCUGUUCAAUAUAGCUGGUUAUUUCUCACCUUCGUGGCAAGUUUACUCUGCCUUGAGAUUUCUCAUUGGUAUAGGCAUUGGUUUCUACCUUACUGUACAAUACAGUUUUACUAAUGAGUUUGCUUCUGCCAAAUGGCGGCCACCAAUAGUGACUACACCAUCCUGGGCCACUGAAGCCAGUCUUUUUGCCUUGGUAGCGUGGGGAUUACAUGAUUGGAAAAAGAUUCAUCUGGCUAUUGCUUGUGUUGGCACUCCCUUCUUAUUUACAUGGUGGAUAAUGCCAGAAAGCUUCCGCUGGUUGGUGACAAAACAACGGUUCAAAAAAGCACAGACUGUUGUCAAUUUUAUUGCGAAAGUCAACAAGGCAGAUCAGCCAUCACUUGAUAAAAUAUUUGCUGAGGCGAAAAUUAAUACCGAUAAAGACGAUACAAGAAAACAUUACUCCUUUCUGGAUUUAUUCCGGACAAGAGAGAGUACAAAGAUCACAAUUGGUUUACUGUUUGCAUGGUAACAUUUUAAAUGUACUUUACAAAAUGGUUG
Molecule: messenger RNA, 1032 nt
Organism: Ruditapes philippinarum (Manila clam)
Lineage: Eukaryota; Metazoa; Mollusca; Bivalvia; Venerida; Veneridae
Product: organic cation transporter protein-like
Exons: 3
Coding region: 50-1003 (317 amino acids)
Biological process (GO): transmembrane transport
Cellular component (GO): membrane
Molecular function (GO): transmembrane transporter activity
Source: RefSeq, a predicted model, not a curated record